Messenger RNA from Epinephelus moara (kelp grouper), 1987 nucleotides. It is a transcript of the gene spsb3b, whose product is annotated as splA/ryanodine receptor domain and SOCS box containing 3b. Bases 70 to 1383 code for a protein of 437 amino acids. Lineage: Eukaryota; Metazoa; Chordata; Actinopteri; Perciformes; Serranidae. Gene Ontology annotation, biological process: proteasome-mediated ubiquitin-dependent protein catabolic process. The transcript is spliced from 7 exons. The record is from RefSeq and is a predicted model, not a curated record. Gene Ontology annotation, cellular component: SCF ubiquitin ligase complex. Gene Ontology annotation, molecular function: protein binding.
GCAAAGUGGGACAGAGUGCAAACUGCACCUGUCACAUAGCUGGAUAUAUUGAGGCACAGUGACGUUCAAAUGAGCCACUGCAAGACAGUGUAUAGGAAGACUGCUGCAAGAGCUGCCAUGCUAAGAAGAGCCAGGAACGGCCGGGCUCGGCAUUUGGCCUGGAGUGAACAACGGCAAGAGACAGAUGCCAUGGCAGUGAUCCAGCUGUCGGACAGGGAGGAAUGGGAGGGCCAGACGACAACACAGAUCAGCGAUGUGGAGUCUGAGGUGGAUUACCUGGAGACUGCUCAGACCGUAUCUGAGGUGGUGGCCUUGCCCAACACAGCGCCGGUGACAGGGGAGUCUUUCUGCCAGUGUGACCGACAGGAAGAGCUCAUCCCAGGCUUUGGGGUCAGCAGUGACUGCCUCUGUGGGGAGGAGGAUGAGGGUUUUGACUGGGAGUGGGAUGAGCACUUCAAGUCUUCCGGAGCCUUCCUAAGCUGCGACAACAGGAAGGUGAGCUUUCACUCAGACUACAGCUGCGGCACGGCUGCCAUCCGUGGCACCAAGGAGCUUACAGACGGCCAACACUUCUGGGAAGUCAAGAUGACCUCUCCCGUCUAUGGAACCGAUAUGAUGGUGGGAAUUGGGACUUCAGAGGUGAACCUGGAGAAGUUCAAAUUCAGCUUUGGCAGCCUGCUGGGCCAUGACGAAGACAGUUGGGGGCUCUCCUACACAGGUCUCCUCCAGCACAAAGGGGACAAAGUGAAGUUCUCCUCUCGGUUUGGCCAAGGCUCCAUCAUAGGAGUGCACCUGGACACCUGGCAUGGCACCCUGACCUUCUACAAGAACCGGCACUGCAUAGGUGUUGCUGCCACACGGCUGCAGAACAAGAAGUUCUACCCCAUGGUGUGCUCCACAGCAGCUAAAAGCAGUAUGAAGGUUAUCCGUGCCUGCUACACACCCACCUCCCUGCAGUACCUUUGCUGUGCCCAGCUCCGCCAAAUGUUGCCCCACUGUCCCGAUGUACUUGACGCUAUGGAGCUGCCCCCAGGCCUGCGCACCCUCCUCCAAAUACAGCUAGGCUGGGUCUUCACCCUCAGCAGCAACCCUGAAGCCUCGGAGCAGCCCGAGGACUUGCCUGAGGACUUCCACGAGGAGAUGAGCCUGCCUUCCAGCCCCAGCCCCAUCCCGAGCCCAGUCUCCACCCUGAGUGCCUGUGCCUCCCCGAGCCCCUGCACCAGCCCAUUACUCGACACAGUCCCGCAUCAGUGCCCCUGUCAAACGUCACCUCAAAAUCAACCUUGCACUUGCCACUGCCCUCCAACUCCUCCCAGCAGCGACUACGACAGCUGCUGCUCCGAACCGGAGGAUUACCAAUGCAAGAGAUGCCGCUGGACAUGACGAGUAGUCAAAAACGUAUCUGUAAGUGUUUGGCACAAAGCUAUUCUACCAUUGCCAUCGACAUCUCCUGUUGGAAAUCAUGGAGAUAAGAGCAGUCUCAUCUUUUAGCCAAUAUUUCUUAAUCUACAUUUUGAGUGGAUUGUUACAUCUCUUUUUUUAUUUAACAAGUUUGUGACAACUUUGUCAGGGAAUGGGGAGAAGGGAAUGAGUGAGACAUGUAAUGAAGUUGAGAUUUUAGAAAGACAUCGAGGUCAUUCAUUCUCGUUUUAGCCAAUUUCUAUCUUGGUGUUAACACUGUCUUUGGAGGGCUUGAUGUUUGCCAGAUUAGACUCUGACAGAAAAAAAAAAAAAAAACGAACAAAAACUUGGAAAACAUGUUACAGUUUAAACUUGUUAUUCUCAGGGAUAGACUCCAGGGGGAAAGGAGUUGCUCUUUUGAUACUCUGGAAAUCACUUUUUGUAAAUGCGUUUUGUAAUCAUCCUUUGGCUUGAACAUCAACAAUGGUUGUGUUCUUGCUUUAUAAGAGGAUUUGUUUUUCUAUUUACAGUUUGUUUAUGAACUUUCUUACUCAGGAAAUUCUCUAAAAUAAAAGAAAAAUGACAA